UUUUAUGCUGUAAAACUUUCUAAAUAAAUCAAAAGGUUUAGUUCAGACAUUUAUCACAUGGCGUGUGGAGUUACUGGGUUCUAAUGCUCCCCACCUAUAGCUGAAUUAAAGAAUGUUAAUUAACGUGCAUCAUCAAAGGCUUCAACAGUUAAAUGAAAAAGCUGUCACCUGUGCGUCGUUGCCGCCACCGCUCGUCUUUCCCACGGUGCCCGGCAGCAUCAAAAGCUUUUUACGCGCACAGGUGGAGCAAACGCAGCAUUAAAUGGCGCGACAUGCAGCACGAGACAGUGGCCCAACUGGCACGUGUGGUCCACUGUGACACCAAAGUGUGAAUGCAAAUCAUUCGGAACCCCCCUUCAACCUAAAGACGGACUGACUAACAAAUGCAAGGUGUCAAGUAUGAGGAGGUGUUGGCACUCGCCAUAAGUGAGCGCACAGUUGGUGUUAAGAGAAAAUGAAUAACAAGAAGAGAAAACAGAAAGACGUGCAGAUAGCAGUCCGUAGGCUUUAAUUUCUAACUUUUACACCAUCAUGAAUGGACGAUGCUAGAAAGUGUGGCCUCAAUAAACCCAAAAACAGAUGGAUAGAAGUGUCGACUCCUUUUGUGAGUUGCACUAAGAUCAUGGUGCAUGGACAGUUCAUGCGCUCUCAAAGGCGCAGCGGCACAUGCAAGUGGCUCCGUUAUCCACAUAUUAUCUUGAAAAACUGCAAAUUCUAUUGAAAUACAACGUGAGGUGAGAAACAUGUAACCAGCAUAGCAGGAAGAUCCCCUUUCCAAUAGACUAUUUGAUAAGAGUAUAGCUUACUGUUUCUGUUUCAGUUUUACACGUUAUAUUACGACUUCUGCUGUGUUGUUUUCGUCGUGCAAAAGAAAUAUCCAGUCUCCAGGGCAGAACAUCUCAAGGGCAGCAGUCAAGGAUUAUUCUACGGUUUAUUCACAGUUCAUUCCAUUUAUCAGGCACACCGACUUACACGUUUUUCCAAAUUACGCACCAAAUUAAAAGAAAGCAAUUCCGAGGUUUAAUGUGCUAUAUGAUAAAGGUGCAUUUCACAUCCUAUAAAUUCCAGGGAUUUUACGCAUAGCUUUUACGCACAGCAGGGUUUCGUGAAACUGAUGUACUGGGAGAUGGUGCCAUCCAGAAAAGGCUAAUUCAAUUAUUUAAUUAAAUUAAAGCUUGUCUGCUUUACUGUUCUGAAAAAGAAAGAAAGAAAGAAACCAUAGGACCCAAAUAUCCUGCAGGAGGAGGAGGGGUUUAUGGUGGACGGGUGGCUGCAUGGGGGCGGAUCCGGUUGUUAAACCUGGUAUUACAGUAGGAGGCGUCUGAAGGCAUUAAAAGAGCGACCCCAAGAGAGAAGCUCAUCUUUCCAAACAUGGCUACCAUGAAGCUGUUAAAGGAAACAGAGGAUGCCACAACUGACAGAAAGUUGAUAAAAUCUCAGGCGGAGAAGCGUAGAAGGGAGAGAAUGAAUCGCAGUCUGGAUCGUCUGAGGACCAUGUUGCUGCAGGAGCCCCAGCAGGGUGGGGCUCAGCACAGAGUGGAGAAAGCUGAGAUCCUGGAGCACACAGUCCUCUUCCUCCAGAAUACUGCCAAAGAAAGCAAGACCAGAGCAGGAGGAGGAGGUGGUGGAGGCCAGAAACACUCCUUCCAAGAGGGUUUCUCCACCUGCCUGCAGAGAGCUGCUCAGUUCCUUGGGCCUGAGGGAAAAGGCUUGUGGCUUGGAUCUGUCCUGGAUACAUCUUUUGCUGCUCGCUUUGCACGUUCAGACUCUGAUUGUGCAGCCGUCCAGAGAAGAACCUCCACCUCUCUGCCGCGAUCGAAGUCCAUUCUUCGGCUGCUGAAGCAGAGGUCCAAGCACAAAUUGCACGCACAAGCCGUCGCUGGGAGCAGUUGUGCUCAUCCCUACCGACUCUGGGGAAGUUUUGCUGCAGCACAGCAAAGCUUCCCCAGAGUUCCCCAGCAGCCUCAGACACAAAGUCAGCUCGAGAUCAGAGUGGAGAGACGAGUGAACAAACAGAGCUCGCCCCAGAGCUGCCCGGCCAACCAGACGUUGUGGAGGCCUUGGCCCUGAUCAUCAGGCAGUGAUUUCAGAACUAUUAAUGACUCACAACUCAUCAAUAUUCCCUGGUUCCAUAUAUAUGUUGUUCCUGACAGAAUAUUUGCAUUGUAGUAUUGUGAAAGCUCAUAACCUCGAAGUCUGUAAAUACUGUAAAUAUCUGACUUGUACAUGUCCUGUAUGUGUGAUAGGGUUGACUCACUACUCUUAUUUAAUGAGCUCAGUCAGUGGGGCAGCCGUCUAACCUGCUCACAGGCACAGGGACUCUCCCAGGCAGGAACACACCUGAGCUGGAUCAUCCCAGCUGUCCAGCUGCUGCACUGAAGAGCAAGUGAAGAGGUAAGUUGUGAGGGGCUGAGGGGAUUCUGUCCUCAUUCAUGCACUGAUAAACACCCACUGCUACAUCUGCUGUUAUGAUUCAAGAUACUGAUAUGGAUAAUGAUUGAGUGUCCAUCCGUCACAUUUCCAGGUGUGGGACAGCAAGGGUUUGAGGCUGGGAAAGCCCCAUGAAGCCCCUUACAGUCACCUGUGUGCCUUGAUGAUAGCUGGCACAUUUAACAUCUGUGUACCAUAUCAUUUGUAUCCUCUCUAGAUAUAUAUCUUGUCUAUUUUGCACACUAAUUUAUUCUGGAUGUCUCCCUAUGGUGAGCAGUAAUUUUUUUUUGUAUGAAAAAAAUAAAAACCUUUUUCAAAAUGCAAAUAAAAAAAGCUAUGUCAAGUGAUUCUUUUAAACUGAGAUACAACCUGCAGGCCUUUUGUUUGACAGCUCCUUUUAGUCCGAGUCAGAGGUGUGAAGCUCGGCCUCCUCCAGAGCUAUCCUCCAGGUGUGAAGUUGUGGUCAUGAAAGGAAAGAGCUCAUUAUUGUCACUUCAAAGACAUCAAAGAUGGUCAGUGUCACAUAUUGUUUGCUGAGACUGAAAGGCUUUUUGAUUCAACCAGGAAAAGGGAUAAUAUAGCUAAGAUGAGCCAAGAAAAGUGGAA
Messenger RNA from Acanthochromis polyacanthus (spiny chromis), 3036 nucleotides. RefSeq lists its product as uncharacterized. Lineage: Eukaryota; Metazoa; Chordata; Actinopteri; Pomacentridae. Gene Ontology annotation, biological process: anterior/posterior pattern specification; regulation of neurogenesis; regulation of transcription by RNA polymerase II. The coding region runs from base 1372 to 2070 and encodes 232 amino acids. Gene Ontology annotation, cellular component: nucleus. The record is from RefSeq and is a predicted model, not a curated record. Gene Ontology annotation, molecular function: RNA polymerase II cis-regulatory region sequence-specific DNA binding; protein dimerization activity; DNA-binding transcription factor activity, RNA polymerase II-specific. The transcript has 3 exons.